AUCGAGUUUCUACUCUCCAGAGUCUGCCAUGUCCACCGGCACCGACUCCGCCAAGCACGCCUCACCCGACGAUAUCAACUCCAACUCCUUCGAUCCCGAUCACUACAUGAACCUCAUGGUUCACAAGUCCAAUUUGGAAGGGCUGCUUCAGCGCCACGUCGAGAUGGCUGCUGAAAUCAAGAAUCUUGACACUGACUUGCAAAUGCUGGUUUACGAGAACUAUAACAAGUUCAUCAGUGCUACUGAUACUAUAAAGAGGAUGAAAAGUAACAUUUCCGGGAUGGAGACAAACAUGGAGCAGCUUCUUGAGAAGAUAAUGUCUGUGCAGUCAAGGAGUGACAGUGUUAACACUUCUCUUUUUGACAAAAGGGAGCACAUAGAGAAGCUGCAUCGUACUUGCAAUCUUCUCCGUAAAGUUCAGUUCAUAUAUGAUCUGCCUGAUAGACUCAACAAGUGCAUCAAAUCGGAAGCUUAUGCAGAUGCAGUUAGGUUUUACACUGGAGCAAUGCCAAUUUUAAUGGCAUAUGGAGAUUCAUCUUUCCGGGAUUGCAAGCUAGCCUCUGAGGAAGCAAUGGCUACAAUAGUAAAAAACUUGCAGGGGAAGCUAUUUUCAGAUUCUGAAUCAAUACAAAAGAGAGCUGAAGCUGCAGUGCUCCUUAAGCAGUUGGAAUAUCCGGUGGACAAUUUGAAGGCCAAGUUACUUGAGAAGUUAGAUCAAUCUCUAAAAGACAUUCAACUAAAGCCUGAAGAAAUAAAAGAUGUAUCAGUAGACCUUACACCUUCUGAUUCUGCUCAUGAGGCAAGCAUUAAUGAAUUUGUGGAAGCAGUUCGUGCUUUUCGAGUAAUAUUUCCUGAUUCAGAAGAGCAGUUGGUUACACUUGCUAAAGACUUGGUUACCAAGAAUUUUGCCAUUGCUGAGGAAUAUGUUCAGACACGUGUUUGUGCAGCAGAUCUACUUGGUUUUCUUCGAGUUAUUUGGAAUGACGUACUCUUGCUAGACGAAGUCUUACAAGAAGCGGCUCUCUCUAACCAUUCUCUUGAGGCUGCGAAGGCUGUGGUCAUGUCUUAUAUUAAAAGUGCAUUUUCACAUCUUUUGCAAGAUAUCUCAGAUUCAUUGUUGAAAGUCCUGAAAAAGGAUGAAACGGGGGAGUACUCUCUGGAGGUUGCUCUUGAUGCUAGUACAAAAGCUGUUCUCCAAGGAGGCAUGAAUAUCUUGCAGGAAUUUCGCAAAUUGCUAGAUCACAACUCUGGGAUCCUAGUCAGACUAAGAGAGUUAACCAUUGAUUUUGUUCAAGAAGGAAUUCAAGAUUUUUUUAGGCAACUUGAGGAUCACUUCCUUCGCUUUUCAGGAAGAAAUAAUUCUUCAGCUUUUAAAGAUCAUGGUCUUGUUGAGGGAGCUCAAGGUGAAAAAGCUUUUGCUGGUCUUGUCCUAGUGCUGGCACAAUUGUCUGCUUUUAUUGAACAGACUGUCAUCCCAAAAAUCACUGAGGAAAUAGCUACUUCCUUUACUGGUGGUAGUGUUAGAGGCUAUGAAUAUGGACCUGCCUUUGUUCCCGGAGAAAUCUGCCGGAAAUUUCGGUCAGCUGGCGAAAAAUUCCUGCACCUGUAUGUAAAUGUGAGAACUCAGAGGAUAUCAUUUCUCCUAAAGAAGAGGUUUUCCACUCCAAACUGGGUCAAGCAUAAGGAGCCAAGGGAAGUUCAUAUGUUUGUUGAUUUAUUUCUUCAAGAGCUUGAAGCUAUAGGUACUGAAGUGAAGCAGACCUUGCCUCAAGGUAAGCGUAAGCACAGAAGGACUGAUAGUAAUGGAAGUACUGCUUCAUCAAGGAGUAACCCCUUACGAGAGGAGAAAUUGAAUAGAUCAAACACUCAAAAGGCAAGGAGCCAGCUUUUGGAAACACAUCUAGCGAAACUAUUCAAGCAAAAAGUUGAAAUCUUCACAAAAGUAGAAUAUACACAGGAAUCUGUUGUUACAACCAUAGUUAAAUUGUCCCUUAAAAGUCUACAAGAAUUUGUCCGGCUCCAGACCUUUAACCGGAGUGGAUUCCAGCAAGUUCAAUUGGAUAUUCAAUUCCUGAGGAUCCCUUUAAGGGAAAUUGUUGAAGAUGAAGCUGCGAUUGACUUCUUGCUUGAUGAGGUGAUUGUUGCUACUGCAGAGCGGUGUCUUGAUCCAAUUCCAUUAGAGCCCCCCAUACUUGACAAACUUAUACAAGCGAAGUUGGCCAAAUCCAAGGAGCAAAAUGCAAUCCCUUCCUAAACAUUUAUUGGAAGCAAGAGCAGAGAAGGAUAUACUUGUGUUCUUAUUGUAAUAUCACUCAAAUAGUUCUUUAUGUGAUAUCUCUCCUCUACUAGUUACUGUUUUGGCAGUUGUUUAUCAGCCGUAUUCAUCAUGGGUUCACUUGGUAAAUCACUUGUAACAUGGUGGAGGUAUUCGAGCAGGUAGUUUUACACACGGAGAUAUUUCUUUAUUGAGGGGAAAAAGAAAAAUCUUACUUCA
Molecule: messenger RNA, 2494 nt
Organism: Arachis duranensis
Lineage: Eukaryota; Viridiplantae; Streptophyta; Magnoliopsida; Fabales; Fabaceae
Product: vacuolar protein sorting-associated protein 51 homolog
Exons: 20
Coding region: 29-2254 (741 amino acids)
Biological process (GO): endocytic recycling; retrograde transport, endosome to Golgi; Golgi organization
Cellular component (GO): GARP complex; membrane; EARP complex
Source: RefSeq, a predicted model, not a curated record